Olea europaea var. sylvestris is the source of this 2115-nucleotide messenger RNA. Its product is annotated as protein BPS1, chloroplastic-like. The coding region runs from base 895 to 1953 and encodes 352 amino acids. NCBI's taxonomy places the organism in Eukaryota, Viridiplantae, Streptophyta, Magnoliopsida, Lamiales, Oleaceae. The record is from RefSeq and is a predicted model, not a curated record. The transcript has 2 exons.
ACAGUAUUCCUCUCUCCCUUGAUUCGCUAUUCACAGACACGUACAUGUGUAUCGAUUUUUUGUUCAAUUAUAAUUAGGAUUACAAUUAGAUAUAUGGCUAACUUUUGAAUUUAGAGUUCAAUUUUAAUUUUUUGGAAAUUUUUGGGCGUUGACUGUUGGAAGCGCCGACCGUCACCAUUUCCGUCAGUAUUUUAGGUGGCUCUUGGUUUAAUUUUCGGAUUAAAUUGUUAUAAUUAGGAUUAGAAAUCAGAGAUGUAUAAAUUUUCAUCUUAGAGCUCAACUGUGAAACUUGGGGAAAUUUUGGGCGUUGACUGUUUGAAUCGGUGGAGAUCUGACCAUUUCGGAGGGCCAUACGUUCCUUUGUGCUGAUGUGAGGUGCAGGCUUCCCCGAGGGCAUAUUCCCAAAGAGGAGUCCUCUCGGUAAGCACACCUCGAGAAUGAGUAGCCCAAUUUCUGCCUUACCAACCCCAGGAAAUCCAAGAGGGGAUGGUGCUGACCUGACUCAAAAUGCAUGAAUGAAUUUCAUGUCUUAUUCCCCUUGCCUCCUGGAUUCUGGGCGAUUGGAAGACAAAAUGUUUCUUUUCAUGAGAGCUACUACUUCAUCAAAGGUGUAAUUUUUUGCACUUCAUGGGCACUAUACCAUUUGCUAGAUAUAAUUGAUCACAUAUUGCCCUGAAAACUACUUCAUAUGUAAGCUUACAUAACAUUAUUGCAAUUAAGGAUCGAGGAAUUUAUGUUUGCUUUAGUUAUUGAUUCAAUGGACUGCUUCAUUACAUCCAUUCAACAAGGGGAUUUCUAUUUCUAGUUUUAUAUUCUUUUACAACCCCAGGAUAUGGAAUUUUUUUUUCCUUGCGUAUUUUCAUUCACUCUUAUUGCUGCAGUUUGUAUAGUUAAAUGAGCCGUCCACAGGAUCCCCAAAGACCUUUGUUCCCAUUUGGAAAUCCCUUCCGAAGGAUGUUCCCUAAGGGCUCAAACCUGUCCCCAAAGCUUGUUGAUCUGUUGAACACUUUUGAGGUGACACUUGCUGAGAGGCUUAAAAAGCUUAAGCCAGCUGACAGCGAACAUGUCCUCAGCUUAUCAUGGAUGAGAUAUGCAAUGGAGUCACUUUGUGCAAUUCAUACUGACAUAAAAACUCUUAUAACUGCUCUUGAACUCCCUGUCUGUGAUUGGGACGAUAAAUGGAUUGAUGUGUACUUGGACAAUAGUGUGAAGCUGCUGGAUAUCUGCAUUGCUUUCAGCUCAGAGAUCUCUCGGCUCAACCAAAGCCACCUUUUUCUUCAAUGUGCCUUGCAUAACUUGGAGGGCUCCUCAAAACAGUUGACUCGAGCACGCUUAUCACUUGAUGGAUGGAGGCAGCAUAUUAGUUCAAAGAACCCGAGACUCGAGAACUGUUUUGCUAUCAUGGAUAAUCUUGCCGAAACAAUAGACUUACCUAAAAUCAAGAACUCGCCAAAGGGAAAGGUUUUGAUGCGAGCUAUGUACGGUGUUAAGGUGAUAACUCUUUUUAUAUGCAGCAUAUUUGCUGCUGCAUUCUCGGGUUCUAUGAAGAAGUUGGUGGACCUACAUGUUCCAGAGACUUUCUCAUGGGCAGAAGCUUUUACUGAUCUACAGGCCUCCAUGAAUAAUGAGAUAAGAAAGAUUUAUUCCAACCGAAGGAUCACAGUGUUGAAAGACCUUGAAGCUGUUGAUACAAGUGUCAACAAGUUGUACCCGAUUGUACAAGAUGGUUUGGACCCUGUCGAAGCUGAAGCGUUGCAAUACUCAACUUCUGAUUUAAGAACACAGACGGAGAAUUUUUCACAAGGAUUAGAUCUGCUCGCAAAGGAAGUCGAUAGUUUCUUCCAAAUUGUUCUGACGGGUCGUGAUGCUUUGCUUUGUAACCUUAGAGUUGGUGGUAAUGUCACCAACUCGGUGCAACCUAAUGACAGCAUAGGAGGUCAGUCCGUGAGGUAAACUAUGUAAAGUAUUUCCGGUAUACAUAUGGGUUUAUUAGCUAUUAGGUCUUAUGUUGUUAGUUUGAUUAUAUGUAUUUGUGGUUUGGGAGUGCUUAAUACUAAGUUGUAAUAUGUUUGAACUCUGUGUAAUGUUAAUGAUAUAAGUUUGUAUUGUCUGCAA